Molecule: messenger RNA, 1299 nt
Organism: Prunus armeniaca (apricot)
Lineage: Eukaryota; Viridiplantae; Streptophyta; Magnoliopsida; Rosales; Rosaceae
Source: the annotation of a GenBank genome assembly
AUGGCGGAGGGGAAGAAAGAGAGAAAGUUGAACAGCGAAGACAGCGUGAAGCUGUUUGUCGGUCAAGUGCCGAAGCACUUGACCGAAGCUCAACUCCUCGCAAUGUUCAAAGAGUUCGCUCUAGUAGACGAAGUCAACAUCAUCAAGGACAAGACGACGCGCGCUUCCAGAGGGUGUUGCUUUGUGAUAUGUCCGUCGAGGCAGGAGGCAGAUAAAGCGGUCGAUGCGUGUCAUAAUAAGAAGACUUUGCCCGGGGCAUCUAGUCCGUUGCAAGUGAAGUAUGCUGAUGGCGAGUUGGAAAGAUUAGAACACAAGCUCUUUGUUGGUAUGCUUCCAAAGAAUGUUUCCGAAGUUGAAGUUUCUACUCUUUUCUCUAAAUAUGGAACAGUAAAGGACCUGCAGAUAUUAAGAGGCUCUCAGCAAACGAGCAAAGGCUGUGCAUUCUUAAAGUAUGAGACAAAAGAACAAGCUCUUUCUGCCCUGGAAGCCAUGAAUGGAAAGUAUAAAAUGGAGGGUUCAAGUGUUCCUUUAGUUGUCAAGUGGGCAGACACAGAAAAAGAAAGGCUAGCUCGGAGAGCUCAGAAAGCUCAUUCCCAGGCUGUUAACGUGCCAAAUGCUGAUUCACAACAUCCUUCGUUAUUUGGAGCCUUACCUAUGGGUUAUGUUCCCUCAUAUAAUGGUUAUGGUUAUCAGGCUCCUGGGGCAUAUGGACUCAUGCAAUACCGCCUACCUGGACUGCAGAACCAACCAGGUUUCCAUAAUAUGAUACGCCCUGUAAACCAAGGAAAUGCUUUGCAUGGUAUCAGGCCUCGCAAUAUCGCCCCCAGAAAUUUUGCAAUGCCUCCUGCAAGUUAUGUGGGCUCUGCUUAUCCUGCAGUUCCAGGUCUUCAGCAUCCGAUGAUGUAUCCUGGAGGAAUGAUGAGUCACCGGCCAUUGAGUUCACCUGGUUCAGUGUCACCUACAGUUGUGAACAGUAACCCAGCAACAUCCUCAGGCACCAGUAGAAGUUCUGGGGUUCAGGUUGAAGGUCCACCUGGUGCUAAUUUAUUUAUCUAUCACAUACCUCAAGAAUUUGGAGAUCAAGACCUUGCCAAUGCUUUUCAAGCAUUUGGUAGGGUUUUGAGUGCCAAGGUUUUUGUUGAUAAAGCAACCGGCGUCAGCAAAUGUUUUGGAUUUGUAAGUUAUGAUUUACCAGAGUCUGCUCAAUCUGCUAUCAGUAUGAUGAAUGGAUACCAAUUAGGUGGUAAGAAAUUAAAGGUUCAGCUUAAGAGAGACAACAAACAGAACAAACCAUAUUGA